ACUGGCAACACUAACAGAAAGUGUCAUGUCGGAAGUAAGAAAUUAAAACAAUUGAAGCAAAGUUUGAUAUGAGAAAACGGAAAAUACAUGCACUAUAAACGAUCAUACAUUGUGUAUUCUGUUAUUGGAUUUACGGCAAAAAGCUUUACUACGCAUGUUAGGACAGUAACAAUGAAGUAUUGCGACUGUAAAUGAAUCUGUAGUAAAGAAUAAUACAGUAGUUGUCUAGUAUUUUGUUGGUCUAGAAAUAGCAGCCGCAAUGAUGAAGAGUACAUUACCUAAGGACAAACCGGGCAAGAUGAGGAUCCGGGCAUUUCCAAUGACUAUGGAUGAGAAAUAUGUGGAAAGCAUAUGGAGUUUACUUAAGAAUGCAAUACAGGAAAUACAAAAGAAAAAUAAUUCUGGGCUCUCUUUUGAAGAACUUUACCGCAAUGCUUACACUAUGGUCCUCCACAAACAUGGUGAAAGACUUUACACUGGUUUGAAAGAAGUGGUCACUCACCACCUUGAGACAAAGGUGAGAGAAGAUGUCCUCCACUCACUACACAAUGGGUUUCUGCAAACCUUGAACAAUGCAUGGACUGACCACCAAACCAGUAUGGUCAUGAUUCGCGACAUACUUAUGUAUAUGGACAGGGUAUAUGUACAGCAGAAUGAAGUGGACAAUGUGUACAAUCUUGGACUUAUUAUAUUCAGAGAUCAGGUGGUCCGGUACGGUUGCAUCCGCGACCACUUGCGUCAGACGCUGCUCGAGCUGGUGGCCCGUGAGCGCCGCGGCGAGGUGGUUGACCGGCUGGCCAUCCGUAACGCGUGCCAAAUGCUCAUGGUGCUCGGAAUCAACUCGCGAGCCGUCUAUGAAGAGGACUUCGAAAAGCCAUUCCUGCACCAAUCCGCUGAGUUCUAUAGGAUGGAAUCGCAGAAGUUCCUAGCGGAGAACAGCGCGGCGGUGUACAUCGCGCGCGUGGAGGUGCGCAUCAGCGAGGAGGCGGAGCGCGCGCGGCACUACCUGGACGAGUCCACCGAGCCGCGCGUCGUCGAGGUGCUCGAGCACGAGCUCAUCGAGCGGCACAUGAAGACCAUCGUCGAGAUGGAGAACUCCGGCGUGGUGCACAUGCUGCAGCACACGCGCACGGGCGAGCUGGCGUGCGUGUACAAGCUGCUGUCGCGCGUGCCCGAGGGGCUGCGCACCGUGGCCGACGCCGUGUCGGCGCACCUGCGCGAGCAGGGCCGCGCGCUCGUCACCGACACGCACCACAACACCAACGCCAUCGCCUUCGUACAGAAUCUGCUGGACUUGAAAGACAGGUUCGACCACUUCCUCCACAACUCGUUCAACAACGAUAAAAUCUUCAAGCACAUGAUCGCGUCCGACUUCGAAUACUUCCUCAAUCUGAACAAUAAGAGCCCGGAGUUCCUCUCGCUCUUCAUCGACGGGAAACUCAAGAAAGGCGAGAAGGGCAUGAGCGAACAAGAGAUCGAGGCAGUACUGGACAAGACGAUGGUGCUGUUCCGGUUCCUGCAGGAGAAGGACGUGUUCGAGCGCUACUACAAGCAGCACCUCGCCAAGCGGCUGCUGCUCAACAAGUCCGUCUCGGACGACAGCGAGAAGAAUAUGAUCUCUAAACUGAAGACUGAGUGCGGCUGUCAGUUCACAUCGAAGCUGGAGGGAAUGUUCAAGGACAUGACGGUCUCUAACACCAUCAUGGAGGAGUUCAAGGAACACGUGCUGUCUUCAGGGACCAACCUCCACGGCGUGGAUCUGUCGGUGCGAGUGCUAACCACCGGGUUCUGGCCGACACAGAGCGCGACGCCCAAGUGCAAUAUUCCCACCGCGCCCAGGAACGCCUUUGAGGUCUUCAGGAGCUUCUACCUGGCCAAGCACAGCGGGCGCCAGCUGUCGCUGCAGCCGCAGCUGGGCAGCGCGGACCUGCACGCCACGUUCCGCGCGGCGGCGGGCGCGGGCGGCGCGGGGGGCGCGGGCGCGGGCCCGGCGGGCGGCGGCGCGUCGCCCCCGCGCUCGCCGCCCGCCGCCGGCGCCUACGCCGCGCCGCGCAAGCACAUCAUACAGGUCUCCACCUUCCAGAUGUGCGUGCUGCUGCUCUUCAACAAACGCGAGCGACUUACUUAUGAGGAAAUACUGAACGAGACUGAUAUCCCGGAGAAAGACCUGGUUCGCGCGCUACAGUCACUGGCGAUGGGCAAGCCGACACAGCGGGUGCUCAUCAAACACCCCAAGACCAAGGAGAUCGAGCCGUCCCACCAGUUCUACGUCAACGACGCCUUCACCUCCAAACUCCACAGAGUUAAAAUUCAGACGGUGGCAGCGAAGGGUGAAUCGGAGCCGGAGCGGCGCGAGACUCGCAACAAAGUGGACGAGGACCGCAAGCAUGAGAUCGAGGCUGCCAUCGUCCGCAUUAUGAAGGCCAGGAAGAAGAUGGCGCACCCGCUGCUGGUAGCAGAGGUGACGGAGCAGCUGCGCGCGCGGUUCCUGCCGUCGCCGGUGGUGAUCAAGAAGCGCAUCGAGGGGCUCAUUGAGCGCGAGUACCUGGCGCGCUCGCCCGACGACCGCAAAGUGUACACUUACGUCGCAUAGGUUGGUAGCCGCAGCUCGAACACAACCAGUCAACAUACUCGACACGACUCCAGUAAAACCCGCUUUAGUUAUAUCCGAUUUAUAAUAAUUUGUUACUAUUACUCGACGGCGAAAUCGUGCGCUGCGCCACAUAGAAUACUUGUCACGACAAAUCUUCAAGUAUGAAUUAUUUCAGAAAUAUUAAACAGCGCAGCCCGCUAUUUCUCUUUCUUUGUUGUGAAGAAAAUAAACUAGGAUUAUUCAAUUUUAUUGGUCACUAUUAAAAAAAUAUAGAUCCUCUAAUUUUAAUGUAAAAAUAAUGUAAAUAGGCGUAUAGCGAUAGUUCGAUUCAUUCAAAGUGUAUUAUGAUAGUGUUCCUCAUUUCCUGAAUACAGAUAUAUUAAAAGCCUCUUUUUAAA
Pectinophora gossypiella (pink bollworm) is the source of this 2991-nucleotide messenger RNA. It is a transcript of the gene Cul3, whose product is annotated as cullin-3-B. NCBI's taxonomy places the organism in Eukaryota, Metazoa, Arthropoda, Insecta, Lepidoptera, Gelechiidae. Gene Ontology annotation, molecular function: ubiquitin protein ligase binding. Gene Ontology annotation, cellular component: Cul3-RING ubiquitin ligase complex. Gene Ontology annotation, biological process: ubiquitin-dependent protein catabolic process; protein ubiquitination. Bases 260 to 2593 code for a protein of 777 amino acids. The record is from RefSeq and is a predicted model, not a curated record. The transcript has 15 exons.